GGGUCGUCCAGGCCUUGUCUCCAUCCGCGAUGCGCCCGAUUUCAAAAGGCUCCAGAGCAACCUUUGAGUUCUUUCUCCACAAGGAAAAGGAAUAGCAUCUCCGUCGUUCUCGUCACGGUGACUCCGGCUCCAAUGACCCCCUGUCCCCGGGUCCUGGUGAGCGCUCUCGGUGGCUUUGUUCCUGCCGUGGGUGUCGGUUAUCGGAAGUUUGAGAGAUGGCUAAUGAAUGAUGCUUGAUGACAGAUGAAAAAUGCCUCCUGCAUAAAGAUUGAUGGUAUGAGGCAAGACUCCUACUUAAUCAAGAGGAAUUGAGAUUAAUUUAUCCAUUAAAUUCAGAAACUGUCUUGAAGAGACUUUGGGAAUAAGACAUGUUAAGGCAGAUUUCAUUAACAGAUUCACAGGAUGCCAGCCAUUGACCUUUUCCCUUGUGAUUGGGAGAUUUGUCUUAAUGCCGGAUGGUCAGCACCUCAGUGGAAUAUUUUGGAUGGGAAAAAAUCCAGUGUGGUGGAAAUGGUCUGCAUGCUCCAGGCCAGGAGCCUGGCCAGGAGGGAGACACAAGAGGAAGAAUGGCUGCAGGAUUGCUGACAGCCUGGUCACAGGACUCGGUGACCUUCGAGGAAGUUGCAGUGGACUUUUCACAGGAGGAGUGGGCACUGCUGGACCCUGCUCAGAAAAUCCUGUACAGAGAUGUGAUGCUGGAGAACUUUAGGAACCUGGCCUCAGUGGGGUAUCAUCUCUGCAAACACAGUCUGAUCACUGAGGUGGAGCAGGAAGAGCUGAGGCCAGAGCAGAGAGGAAUUCUCCAAGGUGCUUAUAGAGACCGGGAUACUCAACUUAAAUCAAAAGACGCAAUUCUUACACAGAAUGUUCCUGGGGAAAAAACUUCUAAUGGCAUAAAAACAGCAGCAACUCACCCUGGUGAGAAACCAAUGGAAUUUAAUCAUUGUGGAAAAUUCUUCAGAAAGAACUGUCACCUUAUUUGUCCAAGAUAUUGCAAGAGAGAAAUGCUACAAAUACAAAGAAUAUGGGCAAGACUCUGGCCAUCCCUCAACUCUUAGGAGUCAUGUGUUCUA
Messenger RNA from Aethalodelphis obliquidens (Pacific white-sided dolphin), 1073 nucleotides. Its product is annotated as zinc finger protein 177-like. Lineage: Eukaryota; Metazoa; Chordata; Mammalia; Artiodactyla; Delphinidae. The transcript has a single exon. The coding region runs from base 456 to 1058 and encodes 200 amino acids. The record is from RefSeq and is a predicted model, not a curated record. Gene Ontology annotation, biological process: regulation of DNA-templated transcription.